Messenger RNA from Periconia digitata, 603 nucleotides. The record is from the annotation of a GenBank genome assembly. Lineage: Eukaryota; Fungi; Ascomycota; Dothideomycetes; Pleosporales; Periconiaceae.
CUUACGUGCGGGCCAUUGAAAUAUAAUAAUAAUCCACGGAACAAACCGCCAUCCAUGUCUCUCCUCCGUCUGCUCCCCAGGGCUUCCCUCGCCGUCCGCCAACCCGUCCUCCUGGGCCCUCUCCGCACCACGCGUGCCCUUUCCGAAUCUGAAAUCCUCACAACCAUUAAAAACGAUCUCAAAGACUCCCUGCGUGCCAAAGACAAACCCCGUCUCUCAGUUCUGCGUAAUCUCCUCGCCUCCAUAACCAAUGCGUCCAAAACCCCCAAGCCCGUAGCUAACGACUCCGCCUUCUACGCAUUAUUGCAAAAUACCAUCAAAACUUCCCAGGCCGCCAUCGAAGAUUUUCAGAAAGCGAAACGAGACGACUUGGUCGACAAGGAACAGGUUCAGGUUGCCGUGCUAGAAGAAUAUGUCAAAACUAUUGACGUUGUGGGAGAGGAGGAGAUAGACAAGAUCAUUGCAACAGCGACGGAGGAGCUCAAAGCAGGCCAGAAACCCCUCGCGCAGGGACCAUUGACCGGACUGGUUUUCGCGCAGCUUAAAAACCGAGCUGUAGAUGCGCAAGCAGUAAGCAGGAAGAUCAAGGCUGCUCUGGAGUGA